UGUGGGCGCAGUAAGGUGGUACACGGCACCACGGCUUCGUCUGUGGCGGGUGGCGCGCGGGGAGCCGAGUCUCCUUCGCAGGCCAACCAGGAAACCGUGGAUAACGCCACUCCCACCUGCUGGUGGGCGGCGUGGUCAGCCAUGGGUUGCUUCGGGUCACCGGGCGCCAAAAGCGGCGAGGACGAUGCCAAGUCGCAGAAGCGCCGCAGCGACGCGAUCACCCGCCAGCUGCAGAAAGACAAGCAGCUGUAUCGGGCAACCCAUCGCCUGCUGUUACUAGGCGCCGGCGAGUCCGGCAAGUCGACGAUUGUCAAGCAGAUGCGAAUUCUCCACGUCAACGGCUUCUCCGACAAGGAGCGGCGGGAAAAAAUAGAGGAUAUUAAAAAGAAUAUUCGUGAUGCUAUUCUUACGAUAACGGGUGCGAUGAGCACUCUGACACCACCCAUUCCGCUCGAAAAACCGGAAAAUAAGGCACGCGUUGAUUACAUACAGGAUGUAGCGUCCCAACCGGACUUCGACUACCCGCCGGAGUUCUACGAGCACACCGAGGAGCUUUGGAAGGACCAGGGCGUUCAGCGCACGUACGACCGCAGCAACGAGUACCAGCUCAUCGACUGUGCCAAGUAUUUCCUUGAUCAGGUGCACAUGAUAAAGCGCGCGGACUAUACCCCCACGGAACAGGACAUCCUGCGCUGCCGUGUACUCACCUCCGGGAUCUUUGAGACGCAGUUCGUCGUCGACAAAGUCAAUUUCCACAUGUUCGAUGUGGGCGGUCAGCGUGACGAGCGGCGUAAAUGGAUUCAGUGCUUCAAUGACGUCACGGCCAUUAUCUUCGUGACGGCGUGCUCCUCAUAUAACAUGGUGCUGCGAGAAGAUCCCACGCAGAACCGCCUCCGGGAGUCCCUUGACCUUUUCAAGAGCAUAUGGAACAAUAGAUGGUUACGCACGAUAUCCGUGAUCCUCUUCCUGAACAAGCAGGACCUGCUAGCAGAGAAGGUGCUAGCCGGCAAGUCGCGGCUGGAGGAGUACUUCGCGGAGUUCGCGCGUUACCAGACGCCGCCUGACGCAAGCCCCGACGCGCGAGACCACCCCGAGGUGGCGCGCGCCAAGUACUUCAUACGAGACGAGUUCCUUCGUAUAAGCACGGCGAGCGGAGACGGCAAACACUACUGCUACCCGCAUUUCACUUGCGCGGUCGACACAGAAAACAUCAAGCGGGUGUUCAACGAUUGUCGCGACAUUAUCCAACGCAUGCAUCUGCGCCAGUACGAGCUGCUCUAACGCGACACGAAACACGCCGCGACACACGCUGACACCG
Pararge aegeria (speckled wood butterfly) is the source of this 1318-nucleotide messenger RNA. RefSeq names its product guanine nucleotide-binding protein G(s) subunit alpha (gene Galphas). The record is from RefSeq and is a predicted model, not a curated record. Gene Ontology annotation, cellular component: heterotrimeric G-protein complex. The transcript is spliced from 9 exons. Bases 142 to 1281 code for a protein of 379 amino acids. NCBI's taxonomy places the organism in Eukaryota, Metazoa, Arthropoda, Insecta, Lepidoptera, Nymphalidae. Gene Ontology annotation, biological process: adenylate cyclase-activating dopamine receptor signaling pathway; sensory perception of chemical stimulus. Gene Ontology annotation, molecular function: G-protein beta/gamma-subunit complex binding; G protein-coupled receptor binding; GTPase activity.